CGGAAACAUCCAGUUAUUACUUGUAUACGUUGUUUGGACGAUAUUCAUCGGGCUAAUAAUAGAUGGUACAGUUUUUAUACCUCGCGGAUCGAAGCGCGCUAUUGAACUAACUCGAACUGCCUGGUACGCAGUUUUUCUUAAGGCCCGAUCGCGUACUGAUCGUUCAGUUGUCGGUUGACGCGGUCGGACCGGCUGCAGUGUCGUCGAUUCUUCGUCGAUUUUUGGCAAACAACCUUGCUGAUGAUGAGAAAGCGCAUGAGGUAUAACCGAACCCGUCUGAUAUAGGUGCACGUAGUGCUGGCGUACGUCGCACUACGACUCAAAGAAAUCCAAAAAUAUACAUUCGAAAGCUUGCGCGGCUCGCGCGUUACACUCGGAAGUAAAAAAAAUUGGGUCAAAAGUUUACCGAGUUUCGAAGAGUGUGUAUAGGUGCGUAUGUCGUACGUUUGUUUAUUUACAGAAGUGACAAUUAUCUCACCGUAAGUAUUCAACGAUUUCGGACCACUACGAUUUUUGUGGCAAAUCUGUGAUAUUUUCCUCUCUCGAUGAAAAUAACUAGUGAAAAGUGAACUACAGGUAACGUGCGUACGUGUAUACGAGUGUAUUAAAAUUACGUAAAUUGCGAAUUCGCAGUGCACCGGCGAUUCGUUGAAUCGCGAUCAUUUCUGCGUCAAAGACCACGGGGUCAGUGCCGCAUAUCCAUGUCAAAUGUUUCAAUUAUUAUGGAUCACUAUCCAAGCUUUCUGCGUUGCAUAAACAUCAUAUGGAAAUCGAAGCGAAAUGUAGCAGUGAUUGUGUCAAGGUGAAUCAAUCGGUAUGAAUUCCCUCGGUUUUUCGGUGAUUGAGAGGCGUGGAAAGUAUCUACUCGUACGGCAAGUGCACGGAUCUGGGAAAAUUGAUCUGGAUUUCGGCUAGUCGGAAUCUCAUAUCCAGAACACAACAUGCGCUACUAGGUGAUCCUUCGCGAUGUUCGGUUUAGAGUUUCUCCUCGUUCAAAUUUCUGCUUUAUUAUCCUCACGACUGCGGCGUCGCAGGCGAACGGUAUAAGACAUACACCUCUGCGUACCCGCUGUAAUUUCUUAUAUGAUUUGUCUCGAUUACAACUCGUGCGUCCUGCUUACAGACCACGAACAAACAACAAACAAGCCAACGUCAGACAAUCCCCUGGUGUAAGGAACACCUAAAGAUAUUACGAGUGCUAACCGGAAACCGCGAACUAGUUUCAAAAUGGUCAAAUACAGAAAGAGAUACUCGCGAUAUGAGGCACGUGGUACGUUACAAGGUAUUGGAUUUAGGUGUACGCACGUACUUACUCUAAACGUCAAAGUGUGACGUGUACCGCGCGUUCGUUCGUCGUAACGUUGAGACGCUCUUAUGACAUUGUCCGGUGUUCACCGUACCGUGAUAUCUACGGUGCAGUCAGCAGUAAUUGUGUUUGUUUUUCUUGCUCGGUGCAAACGAGCAGCUAUGGGUGUACGGUCACCCAGAUAUAAUGUACCAGGGGCUGAGAUGAGCAGAGGAAAUCGUCUCGCGCUUCACUAACUUGCACGGGGACCGCCCAUUGAUCGGCAAAGUAGCGCCAUCGGUACGCCUUUAUUAUCUUAUUCGAUAUCUUUGCCGUCAUCGGGACUUCUUCGAGCGUGAUGAAUUCGCUCUAUACGUUAUGACCAGCGUACCUUGCGCUGUAUAUAAAAAGACCGCGGAUCGUAGGCUUCGCAACGAACACUGUGGUGUUCAAAAAUUUAUCAUACACAUUCUCGAAAAUAUUUCUCUUGCGAGUCAAAUCGCAGUUUCUUUCAAUACGAUCCUUUUUUUUUAUUGAAUUUCUUCCAUUACUUUCUUAGAGAUAGCCGGUGUUUAUAAUCAACGAAAAUAUCUUUAUUUUUAUUCAGUUAUGAUCAGACGAUAUGACUUUACUAGGUGCUAUUUGUGGCUAGAAUUGUAGUAGCGAGAUCUUCUUUCAGCGAACUUGCCGGUGGCAUAACAUGUCAGUUUGAAACCACUGCCCAUAAAAAUUCACUGGGCGUCAUCGCGCGAUUUAUUCAAAAUCUAAAAAUGAACCGCGUGUUUUCUCCUGUCCCGAGUGUGCGCGAGAAGCCUUGGCGCGGGUGUCUGCGCUUCUAUAAAUUCUUGAGCGUCGUAAUAGCGUAUGUACGUACGUACAAAUACAUACUUACAACACAGAUAACCAUUUAUCCGUGAUGUCAUUCAAGUCUUACAAUUUUGGCAUUAUUAUACGUUACGUUCGAACAUAGUUAUGCAGUUUCGCAGUUUGGUUGUUGCUAGCUAGCCGAUGUGGUGCCGGUGCAAGAUCAUCGAUGCUGUGACAUCACUGAUGUGCGUUUUCCUUAACGUUACACAAAUUUUUUAGAUCGAUUCGCAGGAUAUGGUCCCGAAAAUCAUACAUAGAAGAUAUGUCGAAACGCAGUCUCGAAAUGUCAAGUUCAGUUUUUGUGAUUUUUAAUGUUUCGUGUCAAAGUUGCGGAAUGUGCGACGACGAAUACCCUGUGCAUCUGUAUUCGAAGGAGUCUGAAUUUUGUUGAACGUGGACAGUGAUAAAAAAUCAAUUCGGUGAUCCUAACAAUUAUCGAUGGAUCGAAUGGUGAACCGGUCAGUUUAAUUUUUUGCGAGAUAGUGAGUGAAAGUUUGUUCUGAAAAAUGCCUCAGUACGACGACUCCUUUCUAGACUCCCCUUUAUUCAGGAGACGAGCCAGAAGUUACAGUCUCCAAAAGAAGGGGACCCCGAACACAAAAAUUUCACACAUGUCAGCCACGCCAACGUUGCUAGCCGUCGCCAAGGCUGGAAUUCUUUUCAUCCCAUCGGCAUCGGCGAUCGACUUAUCCGCUACUCAAGAAGUCGAGGAACGCCACAGCGGCAAAGCGCGCGGGGGUAAAUUGGCGAGGAGAGCUCGCUCCUUCAAGGAAGAUUUUCUAGAGAAAUUGUCCCAUAUGCGUUCACCAGGGGGGAGUAGCAGGGGCGGUGGUGUCGUUGGAGGUGGAGGGGUUGGAGGAAGCAUCGGUGGGAAUACUGGUGGCGGAAGUAGUAGCAGAGCUGGAACGCGUGCCACCUCUCCAUCGUCCCCCCGGACACCUCGAGACAAAACUGCCCUCGGAGAUCCGCUUGAGAAGAACCCUCUGCAUGAUCUGCAUAAUCAUGUACGUGAUGUACAGGUCACGCUCCGUCACUUUAGAGAUGUCGUUUCCAAGAAUACGUUGGAAAUGCUACCAGGAAAUGGGACGAUAGUGUUGGAAACUGUUACCACCAUUCACAACGUCCUCAAGUCUUAUUUACUUUAUGAAAACAGUUCAACUCUGGGUUCAGCAACAAAUCAGGUAUAUCAAGCACUGGCGCAACUAUUAAAACUUUGCGAUGAUGUGUUACUACAUGGGGACCAGUCAUCGGCUCUGAAUGGUGAAAAUGUAACACACGUCGUUAAUUUGGUCGAAGAAGCUGUUAAAAAUCUUGUCACUUUAGCUCAAGAGAAAAUAUUUAACCGGCAAAAACCAGCACCGAUAGCCACCAAUAAUAGAACAUCUGGAUUUGGAUCAGAACUUAUGCCGCAACGAAACUCUUUACCUGACAUUCCCUUAUCCCAAAGAGAGAGACAAAUUUUGGAACAAACCGCGACACCUAAUAAUUUGGUACGCAGUUCGCACAGUUCAGAGUCGAUACUGAGAGAUUCAAGCCCGCCACCGAAACCACCUCUUCCGGACAGGACAAAUGUAUCUCUUUCUGAAGAAAAUAGUUCAACUGGAACACCACCGCCGCUACCGCCCAAGAGAAAAACCCGAGCCCAGCAAUUAUUGGAUGGAUCAGAAUCUCUUCUUACGUCUAGUCUGGACAGAGUAUCUCUCCGAAGUCGAUCCCCUGAGGACUCAUCUUCUCUUUUGAGUGCUUCUGCUGGGAGUUUAGAUUCGGCAUUGAAUCACUCGCGAGAUGAAGAUGAAAUCCGAGCUAUCAUGGGACCCAAUGACGAAUCCCUUAACAAUAGUAUGGAUCUCACCCUUAUGGCUACCAUCCAAGUUCCAGGCAUGCAAGUAAAUGGUAAUAUCGGCUGCGGGUGUGGGGACAGUUCCGAAUCAAGUCUUCCUAGCACAAUGUUGUUGGGUCAGCAAACUCCACAAGACAUUUUCAAUUCUUUUACUGGCUUAGAAGGCAAAAUAGAACGACUAUCUACUCAAACACAAGAGUCAGGCUUUGCGUCUAUGCACUCACAGCGUAGUUCUUCUCAGAGCUAUACGACUGCAUCCAGCAUAACUUCCAAAAGGUCUUCACAGCAAAGUAGCAUAAGUUUUAAUUCUCAAUCAUUCAGUUCCCAACAACAAUCAUUUUCCCAACAAAAAAUGUCGGCGGAUAGUAACGGAUCAGUUUUCUCUCAAAGGACGAUCACAAGUUCAAGAAGUACCCAUAGUACGACGAACAUUAGUGGAAACGGGGAUGCAGCAAUCCUUGAAAAACUGCAACUCGAUGAUAUUAGUAGACAAGAUACUAAUGGUGCACCACCAGCCCUCCCGGAAAAACGGUCCAGACGUAGGAAGGAGAGACAACCUUCGCAGUAUGACAAUGUACCAGAAAAUGAACAUCUAUCAACAUGCAGCUUACACACGAGCACUAGUGACAGUCCUGAUACGAGCAAACCUCCGCCGUUGCCACUCAAGAAGCGACACAUGUUCCAAUCAGUGGCAUAUUCCGUUAUGGCCUAUAUGGAAAUGUUCGGCAACUGUGCGCAUAGCAAUAACGACUUUAUAUCUGGACUGGGAACUCGACAUUCGCUUGCGGCUUACAACUCAAUGCAAGCUGAGUGGCAGCAACAUGAAAUGUCAUUGACUACAACGCAAUCCUGCUCCUUCAUGGCUCAUUCAGCCACAAGCACCACACAUGAUAGCACAAGUAUUUCCGUCACAGUGCCACCAUUGAUUAAAAAUGUGACGAAUAACUAUGGUCUACCACCAGCGCUACCACCAAAGAGAUCUCGUUCAAUCAGAUCAAAUGACACAACUCCACCUCCGAUCUCACCCAAGCCCACAAUCAGCAUGCAAAGUGUAUUCACUUCUGACAUACCGAUUACCCCAGUCAAGCCUAUCGAGCUAUCCGUCAUUCCUGACAAAAAGGAACCCAGUCCGCCAUCUCCAGGGAUGAAUCAGAUUAAUAACGCACCUUCAGAAGUCACAUUAUCUGUUUCGCGUCCUGCCAGUAAUGCUCUGUCAACAAUAUCUGUUGAUGAGAAUACGCUGGAGCUGCUAGACGUCGACCCAGAUGAUAGUAUAUUAGAUGAGUUGGAUAUCAGCAAAUAUUUAAUCUUGAAAAAACCAGAAGAAGAAGGCCCUGAUAUACGUGGUGGACAUCCAGAUGCCUUAAUCAUUCAUGCUACAAAAGCUAACAAAAAUGAUGAGAAGGAAUCAGAUUUCCUGUAUCAGGAGGCAUUCUUGACAACAUAUAGGACAUUUUUGUCACCAUUGGAAUUGAUCCAAAAAUUACACCGACGACAUCAAAGAUUUUCUUGCUUUCCGGACGUGCUAAAACAGCGCGCUGCCAAAGAGGCUUUUUCUCUACUUGUCAGAGUUGUUAGCGAUCUUACAAUAUCCGAUCUCGACGACGUGCUUCUCCAAACGUUAAUGGAAUUUGUACAGCAACUUGUAUGCAGCGGGGAUCUUACAAUGGCCAAAGCCUUGAGGGUGAAAAUUUUAGAAAAACAUACAAGAAAACGAUUACAAUCCACUCAGCCAAUUCUAGCAUCCCUCAGUGUCACGACGAGACAGUCGUCGUUGUUGGAUUUCAAAAGUGAGCAAAUUGCAGAGCAAAUGACUCUCCUAGAUGCAGGGCUGUUCAUAAACAUUGAGAUCCCGGAAGUGCUCAUUUGGGCACAGGAACAAAAUGAAGAAAGAAGCCCAAAUCUUACAAGGUUUACAGAGCACUUCAACAAAAUGUCGUACUGGGCCAGAUCACGAAUACUGGAACAGAGCGAGCCCAGAGACAGAGAAAAAUAUGUAGUCAGGUUCAUAAAAAUUAUGAAACACCUCAGAAAAAUAAAUAACUUUAAUAGCUACUUAGCACUACUCUCUGCAUUGGAUAGUGCUCCUAUCAGAAGGCUAGAAUGGCAGAAACAUAUAACAGAGGGAUUAAAAGAAUAUUGUGCUCUCAUAGACAGUUCCAGUAGCUUUCGAGCCUAUAGACAGGCAUUGGCUGAGACCCAACCCCCAUGCAUUCCGUACAUAGGGCUUGUUUUGCAAGAUUUGACAUUCGUACAUAUUGGAAACAGCAACUUGUUACCCGAUGGUACAAUUAAUUUUUCAAAAAGGUGGCAGCAGUUUAAUAUUGUUGAAAAUAUGAAGCGGUUCAAAAAAGGUAUGUAUACCUUUAAGAAGCAUGAACGUAUCAUAGCGUUCUUCAACAACUUCGAUGACUUCCUCUGUGAGGAUUCAAUGUGGCUGAUCUCAGAAAGUAUCAAGCCCCGGGGGGGUAAGAAGACGUAUCAGCAGAACUAGAGCUUGUCUAACCCUUUCACUGCCUGCGUAUCUCGUCCUUAGGGGAAAAGUAGUAGAUUAAGAUAUUUAAUAUUUAUUUAGGUACUUCAAUUGAUUCACAGAUGAUCAUAUUGUGGAAGGGUUAGUUCGAGCGUGUAAGAGAUCUAUUCCAUAUCUACAACCUCUGUGAGGUUCAUCUUUAAUGUAUAGCAUACGUAUACUUAACUAAACUUUCAUGAUUCUAGAAUUUGUGUCGAACUGAUUGUAGACUCAGGGUUCCUGAAUCUCGAUUACGCGUAUGAAUGAAAAAAGUGAACAUUUGUCAACAGUUUCAAAUCGGAGACUUUUUUUAAUACAGUUCGAUCUCGGGCAUCUACUGUCGGCGCGUCAAGUUUAGAAUCCUCAUUAUCAGUUUGGAGGCUUAUAACUACGAAGUAAAAAAUGACAGACCCGAAUUGUAAUGAGAUAGCGUAUAGAUUCAUGGCUCUCUGAGUCUAUGUUCAGUUUUAGCAUGAUUGUUUCUUUAAUACAGCUUCGGUAAUGCUUAGUAUAGUGCUGAUGAUAAACCCCAGACAUUACCUAGUAUCAACUUAGAUAUUUGUAAAGUUGCAUAUCUUAUUUAUUUCGCAUUAUCAUAGAUGAGUUGAACCAUCGAUUUUUAUUUCGCAAAACGUAUAAAUGUUUCAUGACUAAUACAUCAGAGAAGUUUUCUUGGAAACCUUAUAUUCACACUUUGAUCCAUUGAUUAAGAAUUGAUUAGAAUUGUGUUCUAAUACGAAACAACGAAUGAAAUAUAGCAACAAAUCGACACUCUGAUGUGUUUGUUACAUUAAUGUAUAAUUGAAUUAGGUGUAUGUUAAUGUCCAUUAUAUCUAGCUUUAUGUAGGUAGGAAAGUUUCAAUAAUCAACACCUCCGAUGUUGAUUACACAAGGGAGAACACCAAUGAAGUUGAUUAAUGUAGAGCCAUUGUUGUCUCGUUCUUGUGCCUCCUCGAUGUGCAAAUCGUGACACAUGGUAGGACUGAGAACAACUGUUACAUAUACUAUUGUAUAUGCUUAUAGGUGACAUUUUUUGUUGUUGAAACUCGUUGAUAGUCGAAGCUUUUAGCUGUAAGGCAAAUUGCUACCUAUGAAUUUGAUAAAUCGAAUGUUACACAAACCACGUACUUCCGGGAACGCUGUUGUAAAUUUGAAUGUUUUUUCAACGUUUCUCUGAUUAGGGCUACCUUAAAUUCAUCACAAGCUAAUAUUUCUACAUGCCAAAUGGUGCCCAUAACUUGUAUGUUGAAAGAUUAAAUUAUCUCAGGUUCACCGACCAGUUUAGUGACCUUUGGAAACACUCGAUUGAAACAUGGCCAUGGACUAUGUUGUGCAUUGUUCAAAAAUUCUCAGCUAAUGAAUACCGUUUGCAAUUCCAAACAAUAUAAUCUGCCUCACGUCAAUGCAUGAAUAGGAUAAAUCUAGUCAAUAAUUACUCUCCAUUUGCAUGAAGUUAAGAACCAUUUCAUUUUCGGUAUGACUCUCUUGAUGUGAUACACCUAUGUAUACCUAUCAUAAACAUGAUACACGUAAAAAUAAAAUUAACAAUACAUGUGUAAAAUCGCUGUGAAAUAAGAAACGUUAUUUAUGGGCAGUGAUAAUUUUUACUUUUAAGGUACAAGUCAAUUAUUCAUUCACCGAUGUGUACCAAAUUCAAAUAGUGGCUUACUAUCGAUGUGUUGUUACAGAUAUUGUAGUUAGCAAAACCAGGCGACUGAUCGUGAUAUCGUGCAGUCUGACAGAAAAUAGGAUAUGCGUAAUUUGCUUUCUUUUACACUCAGGUGUUUCCUGUAUUCCUCGGAGACUUCGAAAUGUAUAUAUUGAUUUUAUAUUGAAUUCAAACCAUACUAGUGCACAUGAGUCGGUCGAUAAGUCAAUUUUUUUUAUCAAGAGUUCGGAAAUCGUGAUCAAAUUGUGUUUAACGGGUAGUUCCGUUCAAAAUGAUCUAGCUAAUCAUUACUCGUGAUCAAACUCAAUUCCUGAACUCACUCGACACAUUUCUGUCUAGAAAUAGCAUAGCGUGAUGAGUUUACCGAAUCUUUAACGACGUACAUCAAAUUCAUGUGGAUAGUUCAACUGCACUCGUCUUUCAGCUCUGAUCAUGAUAAACGUUGCUCUUUUUACUAUGACUAAAUUGAUAUUUAUUGCAACAUUUUCGAGCAUAAGUUCAAUAUUCGUCAAAUACUUGCCCUUUCAGAGAUCUGAUAAGAUAUUUCAAUAGUGCUUUAACGAAUGAAUAAAAACAACUAGCAUAAUGCCAUUUGUGUUGUAAAAUUUUUAUGAUCACCAGUGGUUUUCGCGUUCUAUUAGCAACAAUAAGAAGAAUCGCAUAGUAAUAUUUAAAAACCAAAUCUAAUAAAAUGAUUCUGAGCAAUUUGUACUUCCGUACGUGUUGAUAAUAUCUACUUGAUGUAGAUAGUGUGUGUAAUAAAUAAACUAAUAUUUAUAUACCUAUAUAUGUACUACCAAAUGAAUUAAUAAUUUUAUUAAUGAUGUAAAUAAUUUCACUAUAUCUGUCAUUUCUCAAAUGUAUUAUUUGUAUCUGUACUCGUAAGUUGUAAAUUUCAAGCAACGUUCUUUCACUCUAAUCUGCUCAACAGAUGACGUUGAGAUUUUGUUUUUUAGGGUGAAGCAAUUUUUCAUUCUCGCGAUGCCAUAUUAAGUUGUAGGGUAGUCGUAAUUCAAGCUUUUUCUAUUGUUUUCAUUCAAUUAAACAUUCAAAUAUGACAAAAAAAAAAAAAAAAACACCUUUGAUUUGCCACCUUUUGAUUUUCUCUCCAAUUUUUUCACAAUUUGUAAUGAUUGAAAUGGAUUGUGAGUUUCCCAUAUGUGUUCAUUGUCUUAUCCGAAAUAACUUUCCCAGGUAAUACAUUUACUCAUCCAUCUACUGUCGACGCGUAAACUCUAGAGCCGUUAAUGUCGAUUACCGAAAAUUCUGCAAUACGAGCAAUUGGCAGUUCACGGUGUUAGAAAGUGUGUUUUUCUGCACAUUUCAGGAACAUUUCUGAAUUUUUCCAAUUUUUUUAAAGUCUUUCUACCGAAUAUUGACGCUUCAAAGUCGACCUUUCGGUGGUCAUAAUUGUCGGUGUGUUUUUUUCUUGAAAUUUGGAAAGGAGUCUUCAGACGCAGGAUACUCCAUGCUUUCGAACUUUUUCUGAAUUAUUGCUCUAUCAUUUUUUUUCGGUAGUUAUGAACCUCUAAUCUGAGGGCUCUUGUAAGCUUUACGCACUAACAGUAAGCGCAUAUGUGUACAGUUUACAUAGGUCACUUGCAAAUCAUAAAAUAUAAUCUUUCACCUGGCUCUUUCGUUCGUGAAUUAUGUAUAACUUCCAGGUGAUGAAUCUUCUCGCUUGAAAGACUAGAUAAACAAAAGUCAAUAUGAGGAACUUAUUACUUACAGCAAUAAUUUUUUUGCAAUGAUCAAUUAAUGAUUCCGAAAUUUUUACCUGUUCAGAUGAAAAUUUAUUGCUUUUGAAAAAAGAAAGUUCACGUUAUGUUCAAGUAACGAUACGCUUUCAGAUUUUUAUUUUUAAUGUCGAUUAGGUAUUAUUUAAAAUAAUCUGUAUUCACAAGUACAUCCGCCUCGAAAUAUUUCUUUUUACAUAAGAAAUCAGAAAUAACAAAUUACACACUCGUAAUGCUCGAAGCGGCUUGUGAAUACGGACCAAUCUAUGUACUGUAUAAUUACAAAAAAUAGAAAAUUUCAAUUUGCAACGAAAGUCUGACUUGAUUUCACGAGGGCGAAAAGUAAUAGUCGUUUAAAAAACUAAUACUUCUUUCGAACUAUCACCAUCAAUCAUACUAUAAAGAUUUGUACAGACAUCGCUCUGAGCGAUCGAAUAUUCUUCAAGUUUUCAUUGCAUAUGAUAAGAUCGAUGGUGUCGUUCAUACAUCGAAACUGCAUCCACCAAGUUGCUUAUACUGUACCUUAAUGUUAGUCCAUGAGUGAACUGAAUUUCCAACACAGGAAAUAUUCAGUAACUUUAAAGUAUAGUCAUUUGCUAAACAUAAAAUAGUGAUUACAACUAUUCAUAAUAAUCUUAGUUGCAAGUUCAUUAAAAUUCAUUCAUUUUUGUAAAUAGAAAAUCACUGUAACAGCAUGACAUUAAUGCUACGAUUUCACCGAUGCAUCGCCUGAUGUCUUGAAAUUUUUUUUUUCUCCAGUGUCUAAUACCGUUAAGGUUUAAUUGUCAAAUGCGACGAACGGAAGAACCGUGAUAGAAUAUUAGUCCACUGUGACCUCCAAUGUUGACUUCCAGAGGACAGUGAUUAUAAAGCUAUGCAUGAAGCAUUCAUCAGAGUAGAGUAGUAACUUUGCAAUAAAUAAAGUAAUUCAACGUGUAUCAGCCUUGUACUUGCAAUUUGACAGGACUUAUGUUGUAAUACUCGAGAUACGAAAAUUUUUAAUCAGCUACAGUACGGAACGUUCAAUAUAUUCAUGAUGGAACGAAUACUCCCGCAAUAUGGUUACAUUGUAGUUACAGAAGUCUGCCUGUCCCUUGGAUAAUACGAUAUAUUAUUGUUAUCUGAUUGUUAGCAAAUGUUGUUGCUAUGUAGGUACUAAUAAUCUAUUACCAACGCUAAAAUUAAAAGAUGUGGUAUAUCUGUAUUCUUAUAAUUAUAGAUUCAGUGGUAAGUACCAAAAAAACAAAUACUCAUGAAGUAAAUAUAGAUGUACAGUAAUAAUACAUACACAGUUCGACGCAAGAACCUCAAGUUUAUAUGCAUACUGUUCCAAAAUAUUCACGAAAGUACAUAUCUUUCUCCAACAUAUAAAACAAAAAAUAUCGAACACAAAUCUCCACGAAAGAUUCAUCUCAAUAUGUAAAUUAACAUACUUUUCGACUAUCGUAGCUUGCUAACAUCUGAUCAGACCUCCACAGAGUUUGAUUACAUAGUGUUUAGUAAACAUCCUGAUGUUUCUGAACAAGGACCACCAUUUCAAUGCAAAAUAAAAAAAAAAGGAUCUUUCAUAUAAAAAUUGAUGCAUGAUAACACUGGGAACAAUUGUAAUUUUUGUUUUUUACUCCCUCCCCUAAUACUGACUUCAAUCGACAUCAUACUCUAGUUAUGAUUUUUUGAUACUAUCAACAAUAAUCGACCACUCUUAGUGUUUUACGAUUAGAAUGUCCCUAAUUAGGGACGUUCACGUCAUGACACUACAUUUAUUGGGAUUAGAAUGUUUUCGAAUAACACCUUAUAAUAUCACAUAAAGUAUAAUAAUAUGUACAUGUCUGUUAAUCCAACUAAUUGUUUUCCAAGUAAUUUAAGUCAAUGAUGGUGAGAAUAUAAGUAAUAUUUCGUAUUCAUUAUUCGCUGCUGGAAGUAAAAAUGAGACUUGCAUCGGUCAACAGUUUGUACAUGAUUUUGAUAUAAUUUGACUGGAUGCCGUCAAUGAAUAUAAUCAGAGGUCCACCAGAUUGGACUGUCAAAGUUCCAUCCAAGUCUAGAUCAUUUCUCAUUUUAGAUGAAAAUUUACCUUGACGAGUCGAAAAUAUUCUGUGGGACAUCUGAUUAUUGAAAAACCCCAUCAUUAAGCAUAUCAUUGGUAAGUGUGUGAUAUUAACAGUAUAUUUGAGGACCCUAAUAAAUGUUGUAAUAAUGCUCGUACUUUUAACAAAUUUUACCUAUGUGAAAAGUGCUUAUAUGUGAUUAAUUACUACACACUUGUAUGUAUAUACCGUCUAGUUGGCUGCGAUCAUAUUUUUCUAAGUGGUAUUUGAUUGUAACUAAUAUUCAGACCGUGAUAUGCUCUGUAUACUAUCAGUCGUACCGUUUCAAUUAACGGUGAUCCUGACACAUCUAGCGAUGAAUCUGAAAAAUGACUCAUCCGUUCAUUCUGUCCACUGUAAAAGCUUAUUUUCCGUUAUUUCUAGGCAUAUUAAGUGUUCGCGAGUACCUACUCACCUAAGUUAUUCAGUUUAGGCGCUCUUUCUUGUGAUUAAUGUAUAUGACGGAGAAGAAUAAAUAGCGUAUGACAGUCUAUAAA
Messenger RNA from Athalia rosae (coleseed sawfly), 12493 nucleotides. It is a transcript of the gene C3G, whose product is annotated as guanine nucleotide-releasing factor 2. Gene Ontology annotation, molecular function: guanyl-nucleotide exchange factor activity. Bases 2659 to 6486 code for a protein of 1275 amino acids. Gene Ontology annotation, biological process: positive regulation of GTPase activity; Ras protein signal transduction. Gene Ontology annotation, cellular component: plasma membrane. Lineage: Eukaryota; Metazoa; Arthropoda; Insecta; Hymenoptera; Athaliidae. The transcript has 17 exons. The record is from RefSeq and is a predicted model, not a curated record.